AUGGCCUGUUUUCCGAUGGGAAACGGUGGUUUCCCGACCCGGCGCGAGAUAGGGACCAAUCGACCGAGGAUUGGACAACUCAAACGAAAACUCGAGACCCUCCCCGCUACACCAAUAUUGGGUCGUGAGGACCGCGGGGAUAUUACUCACAAGGUUCCCGGUGAGGUCAUUUGGUCCACAAUUCAUGCGUGCGCAGGUAGUCCGUCAUUGGAAGAGGCGAGACCACAGGGCUAG
Molecule: messenger RNA, 234 nt
Organism: Penicillium longicatenatum
Lineage: Eukaryota; Fungi; Ascomycota; Eurotiomycetes; Eurotiales; Aspergillaceae
Exons: 3
Coding region: 1-234 (77 amino acids)
Source: RefSeq, a predicted model, not a curated record